Molecule: messenger RNA, 2067 nt
Organism: Acanthamoeba castellanii str. Neff
Lineage: Eukaryota; Discosea; Longamoebia; Acanthamoebidae
Product: WH2 motif domain containing protein
Exons: 6
Coding region: 1-2067 (688 amino acids)
Molecular function (GO): actin binding
Source: RefSeq, a predicted model, not a curated record
AUGGAGGACAGCAACAACGACGCGUCGACGAAGGAGCCGACCAGCAGCAGCAAGCUGGCGAAGAAGAAGGGGAGCGCGGGGAGCGGCGGGAGGUCGUCCGCGCUCGAGCGGCUGCGUGCGGCCAAGGCCAGCCUCGAGGAGCAGAAGGGCAAGAGCGCCUCGGCCCGCAGCACCUUCAAGGCCCACACCAUGAGCUCCGCCGACCGCAACGAGUUCCGCCAACUGCGCGACCAAAUGGCCGCCUCCUCUUCUUCUUCUUCAUCGUCUUUGCCAACCUCUGAUGACUCUUCGUCGUCGUCAUCAUCAUCACCGUCAUCGACGCCUCAUCUGCGGUCAUCGGCCUCGAGCGACUUUCUGCGCCGAAUGCGCGAAGAGAAGCUCGGCGGCGGCGGCGCACCGGCGUCGGAGGCCGAUGCGGGAGGCAGCCAAGAGCUCAAGCGGAGCGGCAGCGGCGUGGGCAGCUUCUUCCGCGAGGAGCGCAAGCGACUGCAGCAGUCGGCCGGUGGCGAGGGCUCCGGCUCCGGGUCGCUGGUCAGGCGGGGCCAGGCCGAAGCCGCCGCCGGGUCGGCGGCCGACGAGGCUUCGUCCGCUCCGGCGGCGUCGGUGCUGGACGUGCUGCAGGCCGGCAGCGUCGAGCUCCAAAACAGCGAAAAGUCGUCGUCGUCGUCGUCGUCUUCGUUCUCUUCGUCAGCUUCGUCUUCGUUCUUGGCGCCGACGGGGAAGGGGACGGCGGCGCAGUGGCUGAGCGCGAAGGAGCAGAAGCGGUCCCUGUCGACGAUCAAGCGGACCAAGGAGGAGAAGCUCAAGGCCCUGGAGCAGCUCCAGAGCCAGCUCCAGCAGAAGAGAGCCGACAUCAACGCCCACAAGGAGAAGCAGCAACAGAACGACGAGCUCCUCGCCAAGAUGGUCUCGAAAUCGAUCAUCAUCGCGCCGGUGGUGGCCCGCGGUUCGCGUAUGGUGGGCAAGUCCAUCAUCGUGCCGCGCACCACCGCCACCGAAGAAGACGGCGCCCCGCCAUCGCCGCCCAAGCCCGCCCCGCCCGCCUCGACGCUGUCGACGUCGGUCGGCGGCGGCGCUGGCCCGGCCAAGUCGAGACUGGCGUUGCCGGCGCUGACCGUUACGCCGUCGGCCGGUGAUGAUGAUGAUGGCGACGAAGAUGAGAAGAUGAUGAAGAAGAAGAAGGCAAUGUCGAACAAGGAGAAGGACGACAGUAAGCAGCGGGUGAAGGAGGCGAAGAAGAAGAAGCGCGAGGAGAAGAUGAUGGACGACAUGGAGCGGCAGCUGCUCAAGGAGAGCCGCAAGAUGGAUGAGGAGAAGAAGAACAUCCAAAUCGACAACCAGCUCUCCACCUUCCUCACCUCGCUCCUCACCCUCGAAUCUGGAUUUCGCACGGUGGAGAAGGAGAAGAUUGAGGCGCUAAAGAAGCUCGACGCGGCCGACCGCGAGCGCGAAUACCUGGGCACAUUCCUCGUUCCCACACCGCCGCCGAACCUUCACACAUCGUCGCUGCUCGACGACAUCAAGAAGCGGCAGCAGGAGAUGGAGGAGAUCGUAUCUGCCACCACUUCAUUCCUGGGCUCGGCCGCCCUGGCGACCUCGGCCGACCCCACCACCCAGUCGCCAGCUCUGCCUUCGCUCUCCUCGUUCCCGUCGUUCGCCUCCCUGUCCGACUUGCGCGCGGCGACGACCGCGGCUCCCGCCGACUCGCCGGCGCCCCCCGCGCCGCCACCGCCCAGUGCCGAGAUGACGUCAUCAUCGUCACCGCCAUCAUUGGCUCCGCCGCCCACUCCGCCGGCGGCCGCGGCUUCCGGGGUUGCGCCACCAAUGCCGCCGCCGGCCGCGGCCGCGGGUGGCGAUGGCGAACCACGGGGUGCCAUGCUGGCGCAGAUCCGCUCGGGCGGCUUCGACCUGAAGAAAGUGGAACGACGCCCUCCAGCACCGCCGCCGCCUUCGACGGCCGGCAAUCUCUUCCAGUCGCUGCAGGACACGUUGGUGGCGGCCAUGAACGUGCGCAAGCUCGCCAUGCAGGGCGAUGACGACGACCCCGGCGACGACGAGUGGGACUGA